Molecule: messenger RNA, 1203 nt
Organism: Blepharisma stoltei
Lineage: Eukaryota; Ciliophora; Heterotrichea; Heterotrichida; Blepharismidae
Source: the annotation of a GenBank genome assembly
AUGCAAAAGGAAACAGAGCAGGAUGAACAACUCCCGAGUGAUCCAUUAAACAGUUUCGAUUAUAAUAUAAAUACAGAAACAAACUUAAAGCCAUCAGAAUUGUCAGACAGAGGCAACUCGAAAAUUAUACUGUUCGAUAUAAAUGAAAAACAAUCACAUGAGCUCAAUUUAGAUGAUCUUUUGGAACUCAAAGAUAUGCUAAUGGUAGAAAGAUCUUCAUAUGUUUUAAUUUUGCAAGGACUUGGGGAUGCACAUGUCAAACUUAUCCGCAGAGAGUUUGAUCUUCAUCCCGUCAUUGAUUAUGAGUGUGCAAGCAACAAUUUUAACAAUAAAGACCAUAUUCUAGACUUCCCAGACUAUUUUUUGUUGACCAUAAAUGAUGCCAGUUUGAAUGGAGAGGUAGAAAAUCCUGUUUCUAUGAAAAUAAUUGUUUAUAAAACCGUGCUUAUGAUUUUUUGCAAAGAUCCUUUAUUUUGUGUUAAGCAAGUACUCUAUGAAGAAAUGAAGAUUCAAGAUGUAUUUAUUCAAGAAUUCCAAAAUAAAGCUCAACAAAUCAAUAAUUUUUCCUAUCGAGAAGUCGAAAUAAAUGAAACAUAUGGCUGCACUACGAUUGAUUCGAUUUUGUAUAGGCUCUUAGAAUCCAUUUUGUGCAGACUUGAGUAUCUUUCAAUGCAUAUAGACUCUGAGACUAAAUGCUACUUAGAGCAUGCUACUGAAAUUCACAACAAUGAUAGAGUAGAGUACGUUCAAAAGCUGAGUUCAGGAGAAAAAACCGCUCAAUAUCUCCAAGAUCUUAUCAGGCCUAAAUUUAAAAUUUUUGACUCCCUCUUACACUCAACACAUCUAUCAAAUGGUCUAAAAUGUUAUCUUUACAGUAUGAAAACAAGAACAAUUGUGCUUAACCAAAAAAACAUCACAAGUCGAGCGACAUUAACAAAAGCUGAGCAUAUUUUUAAUGCAACUUUAGAAGAUGCUCAAAACACAACUUCAUUAAAACUCGAAAAAAUUGUUAAUUAUUUUACUGCAAUGGCAACUGUAUGUUUGCCAGCAAAUUAUAUCCCUGGGAUGAUGGGAAUGAAUGUAAAGGUCCCUUGACAAGACGAUGACGAUCAUAAUUGCUUGCCCUGACUUUACUGCUGGGCAAUUAUAAUUGGAAUAUCGAUCAUUGUGAUAUGGUUUUUUAAGUGGAGAAAAUGGGUUUAA